Messenger RNA from Panicum virgatum (switchgrass), 879 nucleotides. RefSeq names its product protein translation factor SUI1 homolog. The coding region runs from base 300 to 647 and encodes 115 amino acids. The record is from RefSeq and is a predicted model, not a curated record. Gene Ontology annotation, biological process: translational initiation. Gene Ontology annotation, molecular function: RNA binding; translation initiation factor activity. Lineage: Eukaryota; Viridiplantae; Streptophyta; Magnoliopsida; Poales; Poaceae. The transcript is spliced from 5 exons.
UUAUCUGCCUCUCGCCCCCAACCGCGUGCGCUCCACGCCUCCUCUCCUCGCCAGGGAAGAGAAAGGUGAGCCCCAACAAACGCUUCCCUUUCCCCCACCCCCCUCUCUCUCCCUGGAUUCAAUACGUCUCGUUCUUAGUCCUAGGAUUUGGGGAUCUGGAGGGGUUCGAUCGCGCCUCGCCGCGAAUUUGCUUCUGGGGACGAACGGAUCUCGGAUCGUCUUCUCCGGGAGCUUCUUAAAGACCAAUAAAUCAAAGCGUGAUCAGCUCGGUGCCAAUCAAACCUCAACAACCAAGUUUCAUGUCUGAUCUCGACGUCCAGCUUCCAUCUGCCUUCGACCCGUUUGCUGAGGCAAAUGCUGAGGACUCUGGUGCUGGCCCGGGAACAAAGGAUUAUGUGCAUGUGCGCAUCCAGCAACGCAACGGCAGAAAGAGUCUGACUACUGUUCAGGGACUGAAGAAAGAGUUCAGCUACAACAAGAUCCUCAAGGAUCUCAAGAAGGAAUUCUGCUGCAAUGGUACUGUUGUCCAGGAUCCAGAGCUAGGCCAGGUCAUUCAGCUUCAAGGCGAUCAGCGUAAGAAUGUUGCCACUUUCCUAGUUCAGGCUGGGAUUGCAAAGAAGGAGAACAUCAAGAUUCACGGGUUCUAAGGGACCUGUAAAUGCUUGUGUGCGCUAUUGCGCGUUACCGCUUAUUCGGAAGCUUGAAGCAGUGAUAUUAUAGUUACUGCUUUCUAUAACAACAUAAGUAUUGUGCUAUUAUCAGUGUGUUUUGCUUGAUGCAAGUUGUGUUUUCUCCUCAUUAUGCGCCACCAGCAUAUGGGUAUGGCUUGUAUGGAAUAUUGUUGCCACCUUAAUAAAAGUACUCCCUGUUUGGUUAUAA